AUGAGGCAGCUCGCCGCCGCCUCCCUUCUCUCACUCCUGAGGGUGCUGCUCCUGCCUACGGCACCGGCCCCCGCCCCCGCCCAGGAUUCCCUCUCGACCUCCACUCCGGGCAGCCCCCUCUCUCCCACCGAGUAUGAGCGCUUCUUUGCGCUGCUGACCCCAACCUGGAAGGCAGAGACCACCUGCCGGAUCCGCGCAACCCACGGCUGCCGGAACCCCACCCUCCUCCAGCUGGACCAGUAUGAAAACCACGGCCUGGUGCCGGAAGGCGCUGUCUGCUCCGACCUCCCUUUUGCCUCCUGGUUUGAGUCCUUCUGCCAGUUUACUCAGUACCGUUGCUCCAACCACGUCUACUACGCCAAGAGGGUCGGGUGCUCCCAGCCAAUCUCAGUCCUCUCACCAAACACUCUCAAGGAGGUGGACACUUCCUCUGAAUUGCCGCUCACGACGAUGACCUCCCCCAAGUCCUCCCACAUCACAGCCACAGAACGACAGGCCUGGCCCGAGCGGCUUAACAGCAGCGUGGAGGAGCUGCUACAAUCCUCCCUGUCCCUGGGCGGCCAGGAUCAAGGGCAGGAGCGGGAGGGACAAGAGGAGGAGUGGGAGGAAGGACAGGGCACAAAGCAGGCGCUGGAGACGACGUCUGGGUUGCAGGCAGACCCGGAGCCCAAGACCCAGUCUGAAUUUGUAUCCUCCAACCCUUUCUCCUUCACUCCCCGGGUGCGGGAAGUGGAGUCUACUCCCAUGAUGAUGGAGAACAUCCAAGAGCUCAUCCGAUCCGUGCAGGAAAUGGAUGAAAUGAAUGAAAUGAAUGAUGUAUAUGAGGAGAAUAUCUGGAAAGCCCAGAGCCCCGGCAGUCUCCUGCAGCUGCCUCACGUGGAGGCCUUGCUGGCACUGUGCUACUCAAUUGUGGAGAACACCUGUGUCAUAACCCCUACAGCCAAGGCCUGGCAGCACUUGGAGGAUGAGAUCCUUGGUUUCGGGAAGUCGGUCUGUGACAACCUUGGGCGGCGACACGUAGCUGCAUGUACCCUCUGUGAGUUCUGCUCCCUGAAGCUGGAGCAGUGCCACUCGGAGGCCAGCCUGCAGCGGCAGCAGUGUGACAGCUCCCACAAGACGCCCUUCAUCAGCCCCCUGCUCGCGUCCCAGAGCACGUCCAUCGGCACCCAGAUAGGGACCCUAAAAUCGGGCCGCUUUUACACACUGGAUUUGUACGGCGGGCUACGCAUGGACUUCUGGUGUGCCCGGCUGGCCACCAAGGGCUGCAAAGACAAUCGAGUCGCCAGCUGGCUCCAGACUGAGUUCCUCAGCUUCCAGGAUGGGGACUUCCCCACCAAGAUUUGUGACACGGAAUAUGUGCAGUACCCGAACUAUUGUGCCUUCAAAAGCCAGCAGUGUAUGAUGAGAAACCGGAACCGGAAGGUGUCCCGCAUGAGAUGUCUGCAGAAUGAGACGUACACCGUCCUGACCCCGGCCAAGAGCGAGGACCUCGUGCUUCGAUGGAGCCAGGAGUUUAGCACCUUGACUCUUGGCCAAGCCGGCUGA
Molecule: messenger RNA, 1545 nt
Organism: Lipotes vexillifer (Yangtze River dolphin)
Lineage: Eukaryota; Metazoa; Chordata; Mammalia; Artiodactyla; Lipotidae
Gene: ACRBP
Product: acrosin binding protein
Exons: 10
Coding region: 1-1545 (514 amino acids)
Cellular component (GO): nucleus; acrosomal vesicle
Source: RefSeq, a predicted model, not a curated record